GGGAGCCGGCGGAGGAGGGCCCGCCAGACUCGCCAAGGAAACGCCUACCCCCCAUGCGGGGAGUCGCCUCGAGGUAAGAAGCAAAGAGCACAUGCAUUUAACUGAUCUGAAUCCUAUCCCCCACUUCUCAUCAGCCCAAAAAUGAAUGCGUGUGCUCUUUCCUUCUUACCCUCGAGCCGACUCCCGGAACCAGAGUUGGAUUUGCGAUUGCACCUACAGAGGUUUGUUUGUUCGGGUCGAUUGUAUGAGUUCCCCGUUGCCAUGUUCUGAGAUCUGAACCCAUGACAUGAGAACUGAUUGACAAAUGAUGAUUUUGUGAAUCAAAGUAGAAAGUAGUGCCACCGUUUUAGAAUAGUUCUACUUUUCUGCAUAUUUUCCUACUGGCGAAAUUCAAGUGUGUGCUUGGGGGUGCCCGGAAGAUGGAAUGUAACUGCAAAAUUCAACUACGCAUUUUGGCAAACACGCUGAUGGGGUACUUCAGAUGAACCAAGAUUAGACCACUGACACCGGUUUUUACCAAGUUUUUGUUUGUUUACUCUUGUGCGUGUGCGUGGGGGGCGGGUUAGCUGGUUUACUAGUUUUACCAAGAUAAUUCAUAAACUACUCCGGAUCAAGGCUACAUCAGCAUUGACAUGAAUGAGAUAAUAAACUGUGUUUAAUAAGAUUGGCGACAAUGGAAGGCCUCUCCCAGUUAGAUUAUCUGAAACGCUUUGAUGUAUGGUCCACUGUGGAAUCUUUCUCUCAUCCUAUGGUCAACUCUUGGGUUCUCACAGCCUCAUUUGUCAUACUAGCUGGAAACGAUUAUCCUGAUGUAGUUUGUCCCCUUGCUUAUUUCACUCUGUUAAAAGAUUGUGGCUUUGUCAGGUCACUCUAGUUUAGAAUAUUGUUGGCGAGGCAUACCCAAUUCUUGAUUACCAAGCUGACUUUGUCUUAAUCAGCAUGGUCCCAGCUAUCAGUUACUAGCGAUAAUACGAGAAAAAUAGGGAACCGAUAGACAGGAUAGGAAGCACCUAUCUGAAAUAGAAAUUUAACACGGUAGAAGAUAAUGUACAACAAGGGGAUAACACUUGAACGGAAAGAGAUAUGAAGUGACCUGCAGAUGGCAUACAGUGACACAAAAGUGUCCACAUAUAGCACAUACUAAUCAGACAGUUGAAACAUAAACCAAUUCUGUAAGUAAGAACCGACUGCCCGUCAGUCUUUUGGACUUCAUAAUCACAUUCAGCAUCGCAUGCACGACAGACCACGCAGAUUGAGAUUAAGACAACUUGCUAAUUAAAAAUGAAGUCAUCCAUCUUGCUUAGUGCCGCUCUUCCUUCAAAAUAGCUCAUGCACAACAACCAAAGGCAGAGCAGACCAGGAUAAGCAAAGGUGACACAUCCUAGAACUCCAAUGGCUGAUGAGUCAUGGAGGUUGCCAAACUCUGUGCAGCAACUGGCUGCAACCGUGCAAGAGCCGCCGAGCCGGUACUUGCUUAGAGAGCAUGAAGAUCUUGGCGGGCACCUGGCUGGUGCCGAGUUACCAGAGCUGAUCCCAACCAUAGAUCUCGACCUACUAUCUGCAUCCAACGAUGCAGAGGAAGCCACCAAGCUGCGAUCUGCGUUGCAGAGCUGGGGAUUCUUCAAGGUUUCUAACCAUGGAAUGGAGACCUCUUUGAUGGAUUCUGUGAUGACUGCAUCAAGGGAAUUUUUUCACCUACCACAUGAAGAGAAGAAAAAAUGCAGUAACCUGAUAGGCGGGAAACAUUUCCAGGUAGAAGGGUAUGGAAAUGACCAGGUGAAAACUCAAGAUCAGAUUUUAGACUGGUCUGAUCGUCUGCAUCUUAGAAUUGAGCCAGAGGGUGGGAGAAACCUUGCACAUUGGCCAACACAUCCCAAAUCUUUCAGGGAUGAUCUGCACGAAUACGCAUUGAGAUGCAAGAGAAUCAAAGGCGAAAUCCUUAGGGCAAUAGCCAAGCUUUUGGAGCUUGAUGAAGACUGCUUCGUUAAUCAGUUUAACAGUAAUGCACGCACUUAUGCUAGAUUCAACUACGUCCCGCCGUGUCCAAGACCUGAUCUUGUCCUGGGCGUCAAGCCUCACGCGGAUUUCUCUGUUCUCACGGUUCUUCUCAUGGACAAAGAUGUCGCUGGGCUGCAAUAUCUUAGAGAUGGAACCUGGUACAAUGUUCCAGCUGUGUGUAAGCACACCCUGCUGAUCAACAUUGGUUUUGCAAUGGAGAUAAUGACCAACGGGAUCUUCACAGGGCCAGUGCAUAGAGUUGUGACUAAUGCCGAUAAAGAGAGGAUAUCAGUGGCCAUGUUCUAUGGUGUGGACCCUGAUCAAGAGAUUGGGCCAAUAGCUCAUCUGUUGAGUGAUGAGCAACCGGCACGGUACAGGAAAAUGAAGGCCAAGGACUUACUAGUCACGCAACUUGAACAUUUCUCUCAAGGCCGAGGAGCACGAAUAGCCGAUGCAUUCAAGAUCUAAGUGAGAUAACUGUACUUUCAUGCCACAGUACCCAUUGGAAAGUAAAUAAUUGAUGAACUUACAGAGGAUGAAUCUGGUUAAAAUGAAGAAUUAGUCCGGUUUAUGUUUGAGUUUGCAUAAAUACGCUCUGUGAACACUUCCAUAUUCUCUUAUCAGCUCAGUGUCC
Messenger RNA from Triticum dicoccoides, 2632 nucleotides. RefSeq names its product codeine O-demethylase-like. The record is from RefSeq and is a predicted model, not a curated record. NCBI's taxonomy places the organism in Eukaryota, Viridiplantae, Streptophyta, Magnoliopsida, Poales, Poaceae. The transcript has 4 exons. The coding region runs from base 1393 to 2466 and encodes 357 amino acids.